AUGGCGGACGUCGCGGUGACGAGCGGCUCUGCGUGGGUUUGUCCCGCUGAGAAACGUCACCUGGCUGAUGUGCUGCUCAUCAGGAGUGAAGAGGAUGAUGAAGAGGACGAUGAAGAGGAGCUGGGUCUGUCACAUGGACAAGAGACAGACAGGUCCAGUCCAGUGGUGUUGGAGCAGGUGGACGACGCUUGUCCGUGUGUCCUGAAGCUUCAGUGCAGCUCCAGCUCUUCUGCUGCCAUCCGUCGCCUGCUGGUCAUCAGCGAGGCUCGAACCAUGGAGGUGUAUGACCAGACGGGGGAAUACUGUGGGACAGUGCGAGGACAGAGGGACCACAGUGUCCACUCACACACUGACAACAGAGGGCCUUUCUACAGGAAACGGCUGAUUCUGGAUGAGCCUUCCACUUCCUGUGAAGUGAAGCUCCUCUCUCUCUCUGGCAGGAACAGUGUGUUGGUGAGUCGAAUUGUCGUGGGUCUGUGGCCGCUGAAGCCCCGCCCCCUCUGCGGACCGGGCAUUGACAUGCAGCAGGUGCAGUGUUUGGUUGACGAGAUGGGAACCAGUCUGUCACCAGGAGCUCAGAACCUCAUGAACAUGGUCCACUUCCAGCAGAAGCAGCAGCAGCAGCAGCAGCAGCAGAGCAGCUCUCUGGCUGGUUUCCUGCCUCUGCUCAUGAGCUCUGGAUGUUUCUCUGUCCCGCCUCCUGCAGCAGCAUCGUCGUCAUCAUCAUCUUCAUCAGCAGCAAACCUCAGUGAACACAGCUCAGACUCCACGCCCUCAGUGGACGAGGCUCUGAUGCCUGAGGACACAGUGACGUCCUCGUCCUCCUCGUGUCCACAGUCUGAUGUCAACACUAACAUCACAGUGAGCAGCAAUCACAGAGGUCCGCUGGCUGGCCACACCCACCUGGCAGAGAUGAUGAUGUCACACUUUCUGAAAGGUGGAGGCGGAGCGUCGCUCGGUGCCGACUUCCUGCCCGCGCUGCAGAGCGUGUGUGGUCAUGUGACGCAGCUGAGGCUGGACGACGCCGCGGCGUCCAAGCGCGGAGACGAGGCGAGGACAAGCGGCUCGUGGGAACUGGACGCGGUCAUGGAGCGCCGUCUGGACGACAUGGAGCGCCGUCUGAAGGAGCAUGUGGACCGUCGCCUGGACGCUCUGGAGCAGAAGCUGCAGGACGCUCUCCAACGCAGAGAGACCACCGUGUCUACCGCGUCCACCCUGUCCACCGCACCACCGUGCCACAGCCAGCCAAGCAGCCAACAUGUGACCUGAAGGUGGCGCUGCUCCCUCACAGACUUUAACACAGUAAUGUGUGUAAAAAACACACAUUUAAACAAAUAAUAAUGUAACAAAGUAAAAGUUUCAACACGGUUUUUCUCUCAUCAGUUAUUGAUGACAUCAUGAACAAUGGUUUAUUGAUGACAUCAUGAACAACGGUUUUUGAUGACAUCAUGAACAACGGUUUGUUGAUGACAUCAUGAACAACGGUUUUUGAUGACAUCAUGAACAACGGUUUGUUGAUGACAUCAUGAACAACGGUUUUUUGAUGACAUCAUGAACAACGGUUUUUGAUGACAUCAUGAACAACGGUUUGUUGAUGACAUCAUGAACAACGGUUUGUUGAUGACAUCAUGAACAACGGUUUGUUGAUGACAUCAUUGAUACAUUUGUAACUGUUUUACCUCAUGUUUAUUUUUCAUGUCUGUAACAUAAAACCCAUGAUGGUUGAAUAACGUCACUCAUGUAAAUACUAAAUAAAUUAUAUUUAUGCACAUUA
Messenger RNA from Solea solea (common sole), 1774 nucleotides. It is a transcript of the gene c21h10orf88, whose product is annotated as chromosome 21 C10orf88 homolog. The record is from RefSeq and is a predicted model, not a curated record. The transcript is spliced from 8 exons. Lineage: Eukaryota; Metazoa; Chordata; Actinopteri; Pleuronectiformes; Soleidae. Bases 1 to 1269 code for a protein of 422 amino acids.